This is a messenger RNA of Argiope bruennichi, 2273 nucleotides long. Its product is annotated as zinc finger protein OZF-like. Gene Ontology annotation, biological process: regulation of transcription by RNA polymerase II. The record is from RefSeq and is a predicted model, not a curated record. Gene Ontology annotation, molecular function: RNA polymerase II cis-regulatory region sequence-specific DNA binding; DNA-binding transcription factor activity, RNA polymerase II-specific. The coding region runs from base 530 to 2005 and encodes 491 amino acids. The transcript has 2 exons. NCBI's taxonomy places the organism in Eukaryota, Metazoa, Arthropoda, Arachnida, Araneae, Araneidae.
AACAGUUUGAACCAUCAUGAUGCAUUCAAAUCCAAACAGAUGAAAAAUUGAACGUUCAUAGAGUGGAUUAGUUUAUACUAAACCGUACUGUUGUGCUAUACAUUUCCACAAUAGAGCCAUGCGGUGCUUUUCAGAUAAUGACCAAAAAUGUAAACAAACUAUAUAGUUGACACUUUUAACAACUUUUAUUGCUAUAUAUUUUUUUAAUGAGUUUUACAUGUAAGUCAAGUCAGAUGAUCACUUCCUGCAGGUUCUGAUAACUUGAUAAUAAUAUUCAAUGAUUAUUGAAUCAGCUGUUUGGGAAUAAAAAAUAGUUUGUGUAUUUCGCUCCAAGAAAGCGCUGCUAAUUUUAGGAAGCAGAUGACUUUAGAAGAGGAAUUGAUGCAAUGAAGAGAAAAAAAUUUAUUUUUAACUAAAAAGAGCAAUAUCCUGAAUAGAUAUACAUGAAAAGCAGUGCCCAAAGAUAUUUUUGCUGUCAGAAUUUCAGUUGCAGUAUAUUCCUACACACUCAAAAAUUAAUGAAUAGAGGAUGGAGAUUUCUGUCAAAGAAAAUGAGGCUCACUUUAUUCGGGAUGCGUGGAAUAAGGAAACCAGUGUUGGUACAAAUGUACAAACUCCAGAAUUAUUUACUAACGAACAAUUCACGUGUGAUGUCUCUGGUAAGAUAAUUUCACCAGAAGGACCAUUUAAUAAGCAUUAUUGUACUCAUAACAAUGAUAAACUGUUUUCUUCUAAUGUAUUCCAUAAAGAAAUUUCUGACAAAUACCAUCCAAAUGGGCAUGAUCCGAUUCAUGCCAAUGAAAAACUCUAUUCUUGUGAUGUAUGCAGUCAAGAAUUUUCCGAAAACGCGGAUUUGAGUGAGCAUUCUUGUUUUCCUAAACAUGAAACACGAUAUUCCUGUGAUGUUUGUGGCAAAGAAUUUUCUAAGAAAGGUAAUUUAAUUAGUCAUUGUCGAAAUCAUUCAAAUGAAAAACCGCAUUCAUGUAAUGUAUGUGGCAAAGAAUUUUCUCGGAAAGGUGAUUUAAAUAGGCAUUAUCGAAGUCAUACGAAUGAAAAGCCUUUUUCUUGUGAUAUAUGCCAUGUAAAAUUUUCGCUGAAAGGUAAUUUGACUAAGCAUUAUCGAAUUCAUACUAAAGAAAAACUCUAUUCUUGUGAAGUGUGCGGUAAAGAAUUUUUUUGGAAAAAUGGUUUGAAGGACCAUCUUCUAACUCAUACAAAUGAAAAAUUUUAUUCUUGCGAUGUAUGCGGAAGAGAAUUUUCUCGAAGAAAGAAUUUGAAAGUUCAUUACCGAACUCAUACAAAAGAAAAAAUCUAUUCGUGUGAUACAUGCAGUAAAGAAUUUUCUUCCGAAUAUUCUUUGAACAAGCAUUAUCGAACGCAUACUGAUGAGAAGCCGUAUUCUUGUGAUGUAUGCAGUAAAAAAUUUACUCGUGAAACUCAUUUAAAUGUGCAUUAUAGAAUCCAUACACACGAAAAACCCUUUUCCUGUAUUGUAUGCAAUAAAGAAUUCGCCCAGAAAGGUAUUUUAAAUAGGCAUUAUCUAACACAUACUGAAGAAAAACCCUAUGCUUGUGAUAUAUGUGGUAAAAGAUUUUCUUUGAAAUAUAAUUUUAAUGACCAUUAUCUUAUUCAUACAAACAAAAUAUCCUAUUUUUGUGAUAUAUGUGGCAAAGCUGUUUCUCAAAAACGUUAUUUGAAUGACCAUUAUCGAGCGCAUGCAAAUCGAAAAUCCCAUAAAUUGCAUACUGAUGAAAAGCCGUAUUCUUGUGAUAUAUGCUGUAGAAAAUUUUCUCGUGAAAGUCAUUUAAAUGACCAUUAUCGAAUCCACACACACGAAAAACCUUUUUCUUGUAUUGUAUGCAGUAAAAAAUUCACUCGGAAAUGUAAUUUAAAUAGGCAUUAUCUAACACAUACUAAUGAAAAAUCCUAUACUUGUGAUAUAUGCGGCAAAGGAUUUUCUUUGAAAUGGAAUUUGGCUGACCAUUAUCGAACGCAUGCAAAUUGAAAAUCUCAUUCUUGUGAUGUAUGCCACAAAGCAUUUUUUCGCAAAUAUGAUUUGAAUAAACAUUAUCAAAUCCAUACAUAAGACAAAGCUUAUUUUUGUAUUAUAUGCAAGGAAGGAUUUUUUUGAUAGAAAUAGUUUGAAGAAGCAUUAUGGAACUCAUACAAACCAUAAACUGUGACUUUGUGUUUUAUAUAUCAAAGCAUUUUCUCAAAACUUUGAUUUGAAGAGACAAUCGAAUCCAUGCAAAAGAAAGAUUAUUUUUGGAAUG